AUUUAUUAUCACAUUGUGAUAACAGGCGUUGUUUAUUGUUAAGGUUAGUUUUUAGUUUUGCUUAAUAAUUCUUUACAUCACAACUAAUGAUAUUAGUAAUCUAGGUUUCCUGUAAUUAGAUAAACCUUAAGCAAUAAUAGCGCUACUAUGUCAGGCCUAUCUUUUAUUAAAUCUACAAAAGGCAAAGUGAUCUUGGCGACCGUAGUGGCGCUACAUCUGGCAAUUUACGUCGCGAAACCAUCGUUUUUCAAGGGCGAAAAGGAGAAUAAGGUUUACGAAGCACCGCCGAAGUAUCUGCCUUGAGAUCUCCGUGACCUUCGGAACCCGGAAAUUAAUUUAACGCUCGAAAACCGCACUAAAUCGUACUAAUUCAUGAUUUAUAAAACGCUCGCCGUGUCUGCCGCUAGUUUAGUCCGUAAAGGUUUGGUGAACAACUUUUCAAGAAACAUGAGUUCAGGAAGAUUUCUGGUUUACGUCACAAGAUCGGAUAUGCCAGAAUGUGGUAUAGAAUUGCUGAAAAAACAAUGUGAGGUUAAAACAUGGAAGGAUGCUGCACCAGUCCCAAGAGAAGAAUUUCUUAAAGGUGUUGCAGGUGUAGAUGCGAUCUACUGCUCUCUCAAUGAGAAAAUAGACCAGGAAGUCCUGGAUGCGGCUGGGCCUCAGCUAAAAGUUAUAGGCACCAUAUCUGUUGGCCAUGACCACAUAGACUUGACAGAGUGCAGAAAAAGGGGUAUCAGAAUCGGGUACACACCUGAUGUUUUGACGGAUGCCACUGCUGAACUUACUAUGGCCUUGUUACUUGCAACAUCAAGAAGACUACCAGAAGCGCAGCAUGAUGCUAAAACUGGUGGAUGGGUGUCCUGGGCCCCGCAAUACAUGACAGGACCGGGACUUAAUGGCGCCACUGUUGGCAUGGUUGGCUUUGGGAGAAUAGGCCAGGCUGUCGCCAGGCGCGUCAAGUCUUUUAACACUGCCAAAAUAUUAUAUUUUAGCCGCAGUGAAAGAGUAGAGGCAAAAGAAGUUGGAGCUAUCAAAGUUAACUUUGAGGAACUGCUUAGAGAAAGCGACUUUGUCAUAGUCUGUGCUCCAUUAGUGCCAGAGACAAAAGAGAUGUUCAACAAAAGUGCAUUUGAGAAGAUGAAAUGCAGUGCUGUCUUUGUAAAUACUAGUCGAGGUGCAUUGGUUGAUCAAGAUGCUUUGAUUUAUGCUCUUGAAAAUAAUAUUAUUUGGGGAGCUGGUUUGGAUGUAACAACUCCGGAACCGUUGCCUCUGGAUAGUCCACUGUUCAAGCUGAAGAAUUGUGUUGUUCUACCUCACAUUGGCAGUGCAACAUUCGGUACAAGGAAUACCAUGAGUGAGCUAACUGCCUCUAAUAUACUUGCUGCUUUGAAUGGUACAAAAAUGCCUGCAGAAUUAAAGUAGUUGUUACUUUCAAGAUUAUUUAUUUUUCUAAUAUUGUACUUAAUUUUAAGGAAUGAUUGUUUUAUGUUAUUAAUAUAAAUGAUGUUAGAAUUUGUUAUAUUGAUUAUUUAUUUAUUAUUAAAUUAUGCAUUCUAAUAUUAAAAUGUGAAAGAAGUCUGUUUGUUGAUUACUUGUUCACUGCCCAUUUAAUUUGGAUGUUUGGACUAGGGAUAGCUUACAUUCUAGAGAUGCAGGGCAUAUGCUUUAUCCUGCACUUUUAUCCAGGAAAAUUAAAAUGGGAUUUGAAUACCUAACUGUAAAUCUGCAGACAAAGUUGCAGGCAUCAUCUAGUUUAUUACAUUUACAAUCAAAGUUCAAACACAUGGGUAUUGAGUAUAAUAUUAACAUUGGUCAGCUAUGUCUUAAAAUUGUGACCAAAUGAGUGAAUUUGAUAAACCAGUUUUGAUAAAAUGUGAUUAAGUAGAUAAAUUGUAAAAUAUGAUGUUGCUGUGACUUGUAAAUAAAAAUAAACGUUUCCAAUAAAU
Messenger RNA from Maniola jurtina (meadow brown), 1946 nucleotides. RefSeq names its product glyoxylate reductase/hydroxypyruvate reductase-like. Bases 373 to 1422 code for a protein of 349 amino acids. The transcript is spliced from 3 exons. Gene Ontology annotation, cellular component: cytosol. The record is from RefSeq and is a predicted model, not a curated record. NCBI's taxonomy places the organism in Eukaryota, Metazoa, Arthropoda, Insecta, Lepidoptera, Nymphalidae. Gene Ontology annotation, molecular function: glyoxylate reductase (NADPH) activity; hydroxypyruvate reductase (NADH) activity; hydroxypyruvate reductase [NAD(P)H] activity.